Messenger RNA from Zophobas morio, 871 nucleotides. RefSeq lists its product as uncharacterized. The record is from RefSeq and is a predicted model, not a curated record. The coding region runs from base 77 to 829 and encodes 250 amino acids. Lineage: Eukaryota; Metazoa; Arthropoda; Insecta; Coleoptera; Tenebrionidae. The transcript has 4 exons.
UAAUCCACCUUUGGUAUAAAAGCGAAAAUGACGCAAAUCGUGGCCCGAUUUUAGCGCCUGAUCUUGACAGUCCAAGAUGAAGACCAAACUAGCGACGGUUUUGUGUAUUCUAGUGACCAUAAGUGUUUGUAGUGCUUUAUCUUUACCUUCAAGUUUCAAAAAAUGCAACGUAAAACGGGCGAAUUUUAACCAGUGUUUGACUGAGGCGAUUCGUGACGCUGUCAGACAGCUGGAUAAACCCAUGCCCAAGUAUGGUUUGCCUGUAAUGGACCCUUUUGCCGUUCCUUACGAGCUAGGGAUUGUGGAAUUUGGUGACGCCCAGACUGGUGUUCACCAAAAGUACACCAAUUUUGUGCUAAAGGGACUUACUAACAUCCGAGAUGCCAAAGCAAGUAUGGACUUCACCAGUGACAUUCUUUCAUUAGAACUUAAUUACGAUCAGAUAAUUACCGAAACGAAUUUCGAAGCCGAAGGGAAGCUUAUUUUCUUACCUAUUAGUACCAAUUCCACGAACACUGUCACUCUUGAAAAACCCACGUUUAAAUUUAUUUUCAAUAUGGAGAAGUACCAAAAAGAUGGACAAUUGUAUUAUCGAGUUGUUAAAACUCAAGCGGCUAUUACAGCAAAUGAUGCGUCCUUCUACUAUAAGAACUUAACCAAGAAUCAGCAUUUGACAGACGUGAUGAACAAGGAAAUGACCAUCUAUGGAAAGGAAAUUUUUCGUCAGAUAGGGUUACAGUACCAGGCACUGUAUUCCGUGUGGUUUAUGCAGCCUUUCAGCAACUUCUUAGAAAAGGUGCCUAUUUCUGAAAUUUUUGAAAAUGUUUAAUGUUAACGUUUUUUUCGCAAUAAACACGGCUUUUUCUACUUU